This is a messenger RNA of Cuscuta campestris, 2185 nucleotides long. Lineage: Eukaryota; Viridiplantae; Streptophyta; Magnoliopsida; Solanales; Convolvulaceae. The record is from the annotation of a GenBank genome assembly.
CACAAUCCAUGGUAAAGUUUAAAAAAGAGGAAAGUGACCAAAUUUAUGUCUCUCCCAAUAUCUGAAUGAUUGUUCCAUGCCUUCCAUGAUUUCAUCACUUCAAGAAAACCAUCACUAAACCUUUCAAUUUUCUGAACUAAACAGUGUCAUCAUCAUAUCACUACGUGUAUGAGAAAAGGAGCAAGUAAAAAUGGAUGUGGGAAGAAGAAGAAAAAAACCUGUGGUGGAAGAGUCUGUUUGGGAGAGAAGGAUUAGACUUGAUGAAGUCAAAGGUGGGAUCAAAGCCCUUAUUAACACUUCCCAAUCAGAAGAAGAAGAAGAAGAAAACCCAGAAAGAGCUGAUGACCAAGAUCCCACUUUUGCUCCCCACAUCAAUGAUGGUGUUUGCCAAGAAGAUGGUAAAGUGGGUAUGGGCCCAAAACCCAGUCCUGGUGGGAUUGGAAGGAGGAAAACUUGGAAAUCUGAAUGCUUUGAGCUCAACCCAAUUCAGAUUGCAAGAAAAACAAGAUCCCAUUUGACCCUGAGUUUGGAUGAGGAGAAAUUCAAGGAAUUGGGUCUCAAAAGCCCAUCUGAGAAGAUGAAGCCAAGAAAAGCGAAGCCCUUCAUGGAUAACAGCAGAAAUGAGAAGAUUCUUGAAUCAAGAAAGGAUUUUUAUGAGAAUGUGAAUAUUUUUGGGACUGUUCAAGAUUUUGAGGGAAAUGGGGCUUCUGUUGAUGGGUCGAGAGAGAUAUCUAAAGGCUGUUUGGAGGAUAAGAGUGAGAAUAAACCAACUGGGCUUCAGAUAGCAAGAUCUGGGGAGAAGUGUGAAGAACAAGAAGAACAACAAGAAGAAAAAGUCAUCACUAGAAAUAUUGCCUUUGAUAUGGUCAAAUCUACCCUUAAAGUGGAAGGGGGUGAUUUAGAUGAAGACCAGUGGGAAGAAGCCCUAGAAAGCACCGAAGUUAAUGUUGAAAAUAUAAGUAAUGUGUCAGCAGAGAAGAAGCUUGAUAAUGGAAAAGAAAGAAAUUUUCCCAUUUCAUCAAGAACCAAUCCAGUUCCAGUUUCAGAGGAAUCCUGUAGAGCUCUUAGACCUCACAGCAGAAUGGAGAGCUAUGUUGAUCUAGUGAUGUGGAGAGAUGUCUCAAGAUCAGCACUUGUUUUCGGUGUUGGAUCAUUUAUGAUAAUUUCUUCUUCAUAUUUUCAAGAUUCCAAUAUCAGCUUGAUUUCUGUGCUUUCAUACAUGGGUCUCGUAUAUGUUGCGGUUCUUUUCAUUUUCAGGUCCCUUAUUCACAGGGAGGCCAUACACGUAGGCGAAACACGGGGUUUUGUUGUUGAAGAGGAUGAAGCAAUGCACAUAGUAAAAAUGAUACUCCCUUACAUAAAUGAGUUUCUCUUGAAUAUCAAAUCGUUAUUCUAUGGAGACCCUGCAACAACAAUGCAGAUGGCUGUGAUACUCUUUGUUUUGGCACAUUGUGGCAGUUCCAUAACCAUAUGGAAGAUGGCUAAAUUAGGCUUUUUCGGAGUCUUCAUGGUCCCAAAACUCUGCUCUUCAUACUCCUCUCAGUUAACUGCAUUCGGUAUGUCGUGGAUAAGACGUGCUAAUGCCUUUUUGGAGUCAUUUGCUCAUAAGAAAGCCAUUGCAAUCGGCACUUUUGCGCUGGUAUGGAUUCUUUCUUCUGCCAUUGCUCGAAUCUGGGAAGUGUUCAUGGUGUAUGUGGCAUUUAGAUACUAUAGAUUAUCGGUGACGAGAGGGCCCCACUCGAUAACAGAUGAAACCGACACCAGGCCGAAAGACGAAGAUUCCAUAGGCUUGAAUGGUAGAAGGAUAACCAACUUACCAAACGGACACGCAAAGGCAAAAUAAAAGCUUUGUAAGUCUAUAAACUUGACACAAUGGAUUGGCUUUUCUUAAGGUUUAAACACACUUUUGGAUCAAACCACAUAAAAAGUAGAUUUAAUAUAUUACAUAGUUCAACUCAAAGCCAUUGGGAAUACUUUUGACAAUAGUGAUCAUAUCUAACGCGACGUUUGACCGUUUUGUUUUGACCAUCGUAUCUUGGCAGGGCAAACUCCAGAUAAAGAAAUGGUGUCCUAUGUAAAAAAAUUUUGAGAUGUGGGUACAUUGCCUCCUUUUGCUUCGUAAAUUUUGUCAGUAGGACUUUGCCCAAAGUCUAACCCAUUUCUUAAUCGGGUUUUUUCUCUUGUC